Messenger RNA from Anopheles bellator, 777 nucleotides. RefSeq lists its product as uncharacterized. Bases 1 to 777 code for a protein of 258 amino acids. The record is from RefSeq and is a predicted model, not a curated record. The transcript has a single exon. NCBI's taxonomy places the organism in Eukaryota, Metazoa, Arthropoda, Insecta, Diptera, Culicidae.
AUGGCGGACGGGUUGCUGCAGCGGUUCAGCACGCACGGUGUCACGAGCAGCACGCUGAUGCCGCCGGCGGCUGCGGUGGCCAGUACCGGGGCCACCCUGAGCCAGCGCAUCCACCACCUCGAGCUGCCGCCCGCACUGCUGGCCAGUGGCAAGUAUCCGGUCUACGGGCCGGGCAGCGGACCGGAAAUCUACGACGACGCCCCUACGGCCAGUGGCUACGGUUGGCCCGGGGCCGACGGAACCGGGCCGGGCGGAUUUUUGCCCAGCUUCCUGCCGUGGGGCCAACCGUCACACCCAGCGCCACCGCCGCCACCGCCACUGCCGCCACCGUACCCGUUGCACCGGGGACCGCACGGGAAGUUCGGCAAAGGGCUCCGCUUCCGGGGUGCGUCGACGGCCGUGCUGACCCUGCUGGCGUUUCUGUUCUUUCUGAGCAUCUUGCAGAACUACAUCCGGGACUACUCGGCGACCUCGCAGCCGACCGUGAUCGUCCUGUCGGCCGGUGCAACCAAGGAGAGUGGCCCCGCCCCGUACCACGGGGCGCCGUUCCGCCGGCAGCACAAUGCUGACCCGAUGGUGGCCAACGACGGUGGGGCCUCGGAAGACGACGACCGUGGCAGCGAUGAGCCUGCGGCUGGCUACCGGACCCGCGACAAGAACACGGGUGAACGACAUCAGCGUGUGAAGAUAAUCGACAGACAGGACAUCGCCGGUGCAUCCACCCGGCAGCCCAGUCCGGCACCGUUCGGGGAUAUCUUCAAGAUAAACGGACUCUAG